Gigantopelta aegis is the source of this 2244-nucleotide messenger RNA. RefSeq names its product zinc finger protein 708-like. The record is from RefSeq and is a predicted model, not a curated record. The transcript is spliced from 2 exons. Bases 754 to 1878 code for a protein of 374 amino acids. NCBI's taxonomy places the organism in Eukaryota, Metazoa, Mollusca, Gastropoda, Neomphalida, Peltospiridae. Gene Ontology annotation, molecular function: DNA-binding transcription activator activity, RNA polymerase II-specific; RNA polymerase II cis-regulatory region sequence-specific DNA binding. Gene Ontology annotation, biological process: regulation of transcription by RNA polymerase II. Gene Ontology annotation, cellular component: nucleus.
GUCUAUUUUAAAGAUAAUUUCACCAUUUCAACGACACAGACUCUUGUUUCACUCUGUUGUAACUUUAUCAAAAAGUGUUGCAGGUUUGUACAUAUAUUAACUAAACUUAGUGUCUGUUUUCAUGGGUUGAAGCUAGGGUCAGUUCAUUUAAUGUCUGGCAGAUUAUGUCCGAACAGUGGAAAAUAAGUAGUCUCAGUCCGCACAUCAAAGAAUAUUAUAGUCCGAACAAUAGGUUGGAAUAGGUUUCUCAUGGCCGUUUCCUUUGUGUUGAACCGAUUUUUGUUCGGCUGGUUUUAGACUGAAUCUACUUCAUCACUUCCUCUACAGUACUGGAGAUGCACAAGAUGGUGUUCAUUCCAAACUGGUUUUAAAGACAGGCACAACGAAACAAGACCUUCUGAUAUAAAUUACACUGGAUUUGUUUCAUCACUGUCUCUAGAGUACUGGAGAUACACAAGAUGGUGUUCAUUCCGGGCUGAAUUUGGAGAAAAUCUUGACAAGACAAGACAUUCUGAUAUAAUGUCCUCAAUGUCUGUUCGAAAAACAAUAUGUCCAUCAUUAAUGUUAGAUGUGUCAAAUAUGAGGUCUCAUCUAAACACUGUGAAAACAACUCUGACCUGGAUAUGCGUACAUUAAACCGUAAUCCGCAAGGCCUCUCUAUGAAAGGCCAAACUUGUAGUAAAUAGCUCAUUCUGAUAUACCGUUACACUGUUAGAAACGUUUACUUAAGACUUCUGUGUGGACAGCAGUACCAUGUCAUCCUCUGAUGCUACUGAUAGAUGUCUGGAAGGUGAGGUUCCUUGGAACUACUGUAAAGCUAGCUCUGAUCUGGAAAUAUAUACACAGAAACACAAACAGUCUCUUGAAAAACCCUUCGCAUGUGGGAUGUGCUUAAAGACUUUCUCUUACAAGAGUAAGGUAAAGCAGCAUAUUUGGACCCAUAUUGGUGAGAGGCCAUUUCCGUGUGAGGUGUGCGGGAAAGGUUUUCUUUGCAUGAACAACUUAACACGACAUAUGCUCCUUCACACUGGCACUAACAAUUUCACGUGUGAUGUGUGCGGAAAGUGUUUCCUCAUGCAGAAGUACUUAAACCAGCACAUGGUUGUCCACACGGUUAAUUUCAAAUGUGAGUGGUGUGCCAAAUGUUUCGUAGCCAGUUCCAGACUAAAAAGACACAUGGUCGUCCAUACUGGCGUCAAGGACUUCAAAUGCGAGCUGUGUGGGAAGCUGUUCUCGCUAAGUUCGGGCUUGAAACAGCAUCUUCUGAUUCACACGGGCAUCAAGCCGUUUCAGUGCGAGGUCUGUGCAAAAUGCUUCCUGCGAAGUACCGACCUUGUGACGCACAUGCUGAUUCACAACGGAGCCAAGAACUUCAAAUGCGAAAUCUGUGCGAAAUGUUUCUCACGUGGAUUCAGCUUGAAGCAACACAUGAUUGUCCACACGGACGACAAGCCGUUCAUAUGCGAGGUUUGUGCUAAGGCGUUUCCUCGUAAGUCGAGCUUGAAGAAGCACGCCUUGCUUCACACGGGAGAGAAGCCGUAUUCUUGCGAGGUGUGUGAAAAGCGUUUCUUGCUGAUUACCUAUUUGAAAGAACACAUGGCCGCCCACUCCGGCAUAAAGCCGUUCGUGUGCGACGUCUGUGGGAAAGGUUUUUACCAGAAGAAGCUUCUGAAGGGCCACGUGACCAUCCACUCUGACGUGAAGAGAUUCAAGUGUGAGACGUGUGAGAAGUGUUUCACAAACAGAACAGGGUUGAACAAACACACGGUCGUCCACUCUGCUGUUAAAAGGUUCAGCUGUGACGUCUGUUCUAAAUGGUUCACAAUGUCUCACAACCUUAAACGUCACCAGUUGAUCCAUACUGGUGAGAAACCUUAAUAAUUCAGUGGCGGAUCCAGGAAAAUCCAUUGGGGGGGGGGGGGGGGCAAUGACAUGAGGCUGAAUGGCAAGGGAACUUUAGGGGAGGUUUGCAGAGGGAUCGUAGAAUUAAUUUGUUUUUAAUAUACAAUAAAAUUAUGCCCCCCCCCCCCCCUCCCUAGAUCUGCCUCUGUAAUUGGCAAGGUGCCUGUAAAGCUAAGCAUUAUCCCUUUUGUGCGGAAUUGACGGGGCUUGUAACCAGGACUUUUCUAAAAAAAAGAUAUAAAAUCCACUAGCCAUGGGAUCAGUGAUUAGAAAAAAUUACCUGCUACGAUUAAAAAUUCACUAGCCCUACUUUAAACUUUAACUUUAUACAAUUUUACUAAA